AAAUCUGGCCCAAAAGUAGGAUUGCUAAUCCCCCAAACCCCAGCGAUCCGGCGCCAGAUCGCGAGCGGCGGCGGCGGCGAUGAGCACGGGGGUGGGCGGGUUGCGGCAGCUGCUGGCGGCGGCGGUGACGACGGGGGUGGCCGAGGCGCGGGCGGCGAUCUUCGGGCACGCGCUGAACCCGACGGGGAAGCGCGCGGCGACGAAGCUGCUGCGGAAGAAGAUGGUCGGCGAGCAGGUCGCGCAGUGGUACCCCUACGACAUCAAGCGCGACGACCCGCUCGUCAUGGCGCGCGAGGAGAAGGGGCGUUUGUCAAAACUGGAAAUGCUUAAGCGUCGUGGGAAGGGUCCUCCAAAGAAGGGCCAGGGAAGGCGUGCUGUCAAGAGAAGCAAAUAGUUGGUUUAAUUCUGCAUACAUAUGUUCCUGGCGUUCAUCUUGUUUGGGCGCUAAGAUAUUUGUCUGUUUCAGCAAUGUAACCUUUCUAGUAGGUCAGUCAAGAUCCAUUUCACUACUGAUAUGGCAAUGAAUUUGAUUUCCUCUUCAUAAAACUGAUGAGUACAAGACAUUUUGAUUUGUCAGCUUUGAUGACAUCCAUCUUUUAUCCUUUGCUUAUGCUUAUAAGC
Messenger RNA from Oryza brachyantha (malo sina), 621 nucleotides. RefSeq lists its product as uncharacterized. Gene Ontology annotation, cellular component: mitochondrion. The coding region runs from base 80 to 394 and encodes 104 amino acids. Lineage: Eukaryota; Viridiplantae; Streptophyta; Magnoliopsida; Poales; Poaceae. The transcript is spliced from 2 exons. The record is from RefSeq and is a predicted model, not a curated record.